AGGAAGCUCAGGGGUACGCAUGGGUGGUGGUGUGGCUCCGCCUCAGGGUGAUCCAGAUUAAUUGACUGAUCCCAUCAGGUGGAGGCUGAUUUCCUCAGCUGCUCGCAGACAGAGCAUCACUGUUUAUCCUGGACUCCCCAGCUGAUCGCACAGCUUUCAUGUCCGUGGGCUGAACAGCAGGCAAGGACUAAGAUCAAGAGUGCUGCAGCCAUACCUCAGGAAUAGUCCUCUGUUUACCCCUUUGACAAAGUAGAGGAGGUAACUUUUUAGGUUAAAGUGCCAGGGGCCACAGAUUCAUAUUCAGAUAAAGGUCUAAAACAUCCCCAAAACCACCAGCAAUGGGUAAUAGCAAGAGUGGAGCUGUGUCCAAGGAGAUCCUGGAGGACCUGAAGCUCAACACCAAGUUCUCAGAGACUGAGAUUGUCCAGUGGUACGAAAACUUCAAGAAACAGUGUCCAACAGGCCGCAUCACAAAAGAGGAGUUUCAGACAAUCUACAGCAAGUUCUUUCCAGACAGUGAUGCCAAUACAUAUGCUCAACAUGUCUUCCGCUCCUUUGACACAAAUGAUGAUGGCACUCUGGACUUCAAGGAGUACAUCAUUGCCCUCCACAUGACAUCAACAGGAAAGACCACCAGGAAACUGGAAUGGGCCUUCUCACUGUUUGACGUAGACAAGAAUGGAUACAUCACCAAGUCAGAGACCAAAGAAAUUUGCACGGCAAUUUUUAAGCUGAUUCCCAAAGAGGAACUGAUGAAGUUGCCUGAAGAUGAAAACACAGCUGAAAAGAGGGCAGAUAAACUCUGGAAAUAUUUUAACAAGGGUGACAAUGACCGAAUCGCAGAAGGGGAGUUCAUCCAGGGAGUUUUGGAUAACGAAGAUGCUCUCCGCUUGAUUCAGUAUUCACCUUUAAAGUAGCUGUUCCAGCAAACAUUUUCACCACGUAUUUCUCCCGUCCUGUCACUGUGUAUGUCUUUUUUUACUUCAGUCUGCUAACGCACCUGACAACACCUUCACAGAACACGAGCACACUGCAGGUGUGAUGAUAAUGCCCCAUUGGCCUACAUUAAACAAUGACAGAACCGUGUGGGGUUUUAUAAUAUUGAUUGAAUGCCCAUAUGUGCUGUCUGAGUUAUUUAAAUGAAUGUGGAAGAUAAAAAUGGGACAAACUGUAAGUACAGUAAAAGUCACCGUAGUCGAAGUUGCACAAAUCGGCUUUUCAUUUUAGUGCGAUGGCUUCUACAGGUCCCCAUUUUUUCUAACAUUAAUUCCAAUAAAAUCAUCACCUAAGUCGGAUGAAAAAUCUGGUCCUCAGCUCACUUCCGUGCAUCGACUCGUUCAUGCACAACUACACACACUAACAAUGCCUGGAGAUCGCGUGAGCGCCUAUAGUCACGUAAUGUCUGGAUUGGCUGCACUGGGUGAAUCAGUUCAUUUCACCGGAGACAAUCAUGGCAAGCGUAAGCUACAAACUCGCACUUAUGAGCAGAAAUACGAGAUUAUAAAAUUUGUGGAAGCAGAAGCUAUUGCAGCGAAAUUCGAUAUUAGACCCCAAACUGUCGGAAAUUUUGAAGAAUCAGAUUUUUACACUUACAGAGAAGACGGACUUUUACAAGUCAGAUGAAAUUCCAUGAACCACUUAGGACUGACUUAGGCGAUGUUUACUGUAUUUCAAAUUUCAAAGUAUCAUAUGAAGUGCUUGUUGAGCAGCGCCUGACAGCAACAUCCCCUCGAAAAUGUGUGAACAAACUUCUACACAUGUAAAUAAAAUGUGCAACUUCUGCUACCUUAUUCACUGAAUACAAUAGAUGAGGCACAUUUAAAAGCAUUUAGUUUGAAUUUCUUAAGAAGAUGAAAACUAUAACCUGUCAUGCGGAGUAGUUAAAUUAUUACUACCAUAAAAUAUGUUCUACCUCCUUGUCUAUCCUGAACCAACAUAUAGCCCCCGGUGUAACUACAGUAAACGCAGGAGGUAUGCAUUAUUCUUGUCUCAUUUCAUGUCUUUUACAUACUUCAUUUCAUCCAUAUGUCUCAAUCUUUAAUGUUUGAUGUCCUAGUUAAGAUGUGAAUAUGGCAAAUAGACUUGUUACUGUAAGACAACAUGUGAAACCAAGUCUUGAUCCUGUACAAUACAAUGUAUAAAUCAAGAUAAUGAAAUUAUAAUAAAAUGUAAUUGUCAAAAGUC
Messenger RNA from Archocentrus centrarchus (flier cichlid), 2184 nucleotides. Its product is annotated as recoverin-like. The transcript has 4 exons. The coding region runs from base 339 to 917 and encodes 192 amino acids. Gene Ontology annotation, molecular function: calcium ion binding. The record is from RefSeq and is a predicted model, not a curated record. NCBI's taxonomy places the organism in Eukaryota, Metazoa, Chordata, Actinopteri, Cichliformes, Cichlidae.